Messenger RNA from Opisthorchis viverrini, 255 nucleotides. RefSeq lists its product as hypothetical. The transcript has a single exon. Lineage: Eukaryota; Metazoa; Platyhelminthes; Trematoda; Opisthorchiida; Opisthorchiidae. Bases 1 to 255 code for a protein of 84 amino acids. The record is from RefSeq and is a predicted model, not a curated record.
AUGGAGGUCGAUAGUGCCGGAGGCAUCCAAGAGCAAGUGAACGACGGAGCGCCCUACUUAGGUAGGACAAAGAAGCAUGCAUUAUUCUGCCUUAAGGUGCAACGCGAAGAACUGGUUUCAAGUUCAAAGGAACGCCAGGAAACAGAGGAGAUGAGCAUAAGUCUGCUGAACGUCGGCACUACUGUCAAGAGCAUGGGAAAGGACGUGUCUCAAAAUAAACGUCCAUCUGAUCCAAAGAUGUCCAAUAUUCUCUGA